AAGCUGCUGGAAGCCAUUUUUAUCUCAUUGGGUUUUUCCAAGGUGAAUGCGUUGAAUUUAUUUGACGUUUUAUUUCGCUACAAAAAAAAUGUUUACGAAGAUGACAUCAGUUACUAUCAAAUUCAUGGAUAUCUAUGGAAAAUGGGUCUGAAAUGUGCUUUGAAAGUUUAUUUCCUUUGGAUAUUUAUAGUAAAUACUUAUGGUCGAAUAAAUGAAGCUGGUAAAGAAGAUCCUGACUGCAAAGGAUUGAGUAUACUCAGCCGUAAAGCAUGGAGAGCUAGACCCUCUGUUCGAGUGGUACCCAUAAGUUUGCCGGUCAAUCAUGUCAUUAUCAUCCACACAGCAGAUGUCCAAUGCAAAAAUACUCCUCAAUGCAUAAGAAUAGUGCAGUUUACCCAAAACUACCACCUAGAUUAUAAUGGUUGGUGGGAUAUUGGCUACAAUUUCUUGAUCGGCGGAGAAGGAUUAGUAUACGAAGGUGUUGGCUGGAAACACGUUGGUGCGCACACUUUUAAUUUCAAUUUCAUAUCCAUGGGAAUUGCUUUCAUGGGAGAUUUCAGAAAUGCUACACCGAAUAAUCGAAUGCUAGAUGCUGCUCAACUGCUAAUUGAAUGCGGAAAGAAAAAGGGGUACUUAUCGCCAUACACAGAGAUUCAUGGACACAGAGAUGCCAUAUGUACCAUAUCGCCUGGAGAUAAACUGUAUGCAAUAAUAAAGCAAUGGAAAAAUUUCAUUGGCGGAAGAUUGCCUAUGUACUCCUGCUAAAUAAACGAAAA
Uloborus diversus is the source of this 776-nucleotide messenger RNA. RefSeq names its product peptidoglycan recognition protein-like. NCBI's taxonomy places the organism in Eukaryota, Metazoa, Arthropoda, Arachnida, Araneae, Uloboridae. The transcript is spliced from 4 exons. Gene Ontology annotation, biological process: peptidoglycan catabolic process; innate immune response. The coding region runs from base 142 to 765 and encodes 207 amino acids. The record is from RefSeq and is a predicted model, not a curated record. Gene Ontology annotation, molecular function: peptidoglycan binding; N-acetylmuramoyl-L-alanine amidase activity; zinc ion binding.